Messenger RNA from Parathielavia appendiculata, 2235 nucleotides. Its product is annotated as GPI2-domain-containing protein. The record is from RefSeq and is a predicted model, not a curated record. Bases 105 to 1793 code for a protein of 562 amino acids. The transcript has 2 exons. Gene Ontology annotation, cellular component: membrane; glycosylphosphatidylinositol-N-acetylglucosaminyltransferase (GPI-GnT) complex. Gene Ontology annotation, biological process: GPI anchor biosynthetic process. Lineage: Eukaryota; Fungi; Ascomycota; Sordariomycetes; Sordariales; Chaetomiaceae.
CAAAGCUUAAACUUAUCCUUGCCGCGUCCAUCAGGGGUAGUUGACUGCAGGUUGAAGUCCAACACGGCCGAACCGUGUACAUGGAGCACCAUCCGCUUUGAUCCAUGGCCCCUCCUUCGGGUCUCCAUCAGUCGGCCAUACCCUCCGAUUUCGAGACGCCGUUCCCGCCCCUCGUCCGCUCCUCCACCGUCCCGGCCGGCCUCGAAUCGCACCGCGCCGACCCGUCCCACUUGGCGCCCGAAGACGCAUACGGCUCCUUCUCGCCGCCGCGCCGUCUCGGGCCUUUCGACAGCCGACCGCAUGCCUCGGCCACGGAUACACAACCCCAGCGCCUGAGGCGCAAGGAUCCCAGUCGCAGCCGGAGCCGGAGGCGGAAGCGCUUCCAGAAGCUGCUGUGGGUGAAGCAGUCUUAUCCCGACAACUACACCGACCAAGCCACCUUUCUCGAGAACCUGCAGCGCAACCCCCGAGUCCGGCCCUACGAUUUCUGGCCCUUGGUCGCCGACUCGACUGUCAUCGUGCAGCACGUCUGCUCCGUCAUCAUUUUCAUCGUAUGUUUUGUGGGCAUUUUCCAGGAGCGCGUCAGCCCUGUGUCGGUUGUGGGAUGGGGCAGCUUUGCCACCUUCCUCGGCUGGCUGCUCUGGGACUGGUGGGUGACGCAGGAGACACAAGGCCAACCGGGGGGCGAUGAUGCCAGGGGGCGGAUGAUGCGAGGCGGGCGUGCCUACAGGGAUUACCGGGCACCGCGCCGCCAGGACUCGUCCGGCCUCGAUCAGCCAAUGCUGAACGCCAGUACCGUUAGCAUCUCGAGCAUAUCGAACUUCCCAUCCGCAGCAAGCUCCACCUCGAACCUCCACCAAGAACCGCAACGAUCAGCCCACCCGCCCGGAAGCGCCACCGACGGCAGCGGUCUUCUUGUUCCGACCCACAUCCAUUCCCGGUCCGCGAGCUCCAUCAACUCCAUCACAUCACACGCAAGCGCCGCCGGCGCCAACAGCCCAUCCAGCACAGCCGUCACAGCAUCCCGUUUAGGCGGCGCCACGGACAGACCCGGCAACACCACCGCUAGCACCCAGUCCUCCUCCCCACCCACCGCCCGCAACAGCCGCGCCUACGUCCGCCUCAGCACCAUCAAGUCGGCCAUCCUCAUCUACUUCACCCUCCUCGGCCUAUCCCCGAUCCUCAAGUCCCUCACCCGCUCCACCUCGUCCGACAGCAUUUGGGCCAUGUCCUUCUGGCUGCUCGCCAUCAACAUCUUCUUCUUUGACUACUCGGGCAGCAGCUGGGCCGGCACAGGCACCGGCACCGGCACCCCCGGCGCAGGCAGCGCGACGACGACGACGAUGACGCGUGGUGGCGGUGGCAACAAGCGCAUGCCCGUCUCGGCGCUGUCGACCAACGCGGCGCUGAUGGCGUCGACGGUGCUCGCCAGCCGGCUGCCGUCGACCGGCCAGGUCUUCAGCCUGACGCUGUUCAGCAUCGAGGUGUUUGGCCUGUUCCCCGUCUUCCGGCAGUAUGCCCGGCACAGGAGCUGGCGGUACCACGUCGUGCUGACGGUCCUGCUCGUGCUGGGCGCGGGCGCCGGGGUGGGGAUGAUCAUGGGCGACGAGAGGGGUUGGCCGUGGAAGAAAGGGCUGUUGGGUAUGGUGGUUGGGUGCUUGAUUGCGGCCCUGGCUAUGGGGGGGUGUAGUUGGUGGCUGAUUGGGUUGCAGAAGUACAAGAAUGAGAUUUAUGGGCCAUGGGACCCGGCGAGGCCCAUCAUUAUCAGCCGGCGGCAUUGGGAUGAUGAGUAGGGUCGGUAGGUUUUGGGGUUCAAACUAUGAUGAUAUCCAUGAUUGCACAGGCAUUUUUCUGCUUAAAUGGAGGGCAUGCUAUUCAGAGAGGUCGCUCAGUCAGUGAUCGCUUGGUGCUGCUGGUAGCUUGAUGAAAGGAAUUUCUCUGUUGCCUCAAUCCGUCUCGGAGACGUGACCGGUAAUUGUCUUUCCCUUUCUGAACCUCCAAGCUACGCAACCAGUUGGUUGACUUCGGAACGGUAGGUUCGUUCCCCAUUUGCAGGACAACAUCUCUAUCUCCUCACAAGCAGUAUGAAGAGACCAGCUCGCGUCCACCUUGUCAAGUGUAUGACACCUCGCCGGCUCACUGUCUGCAUCUACUUAGGGAACUCAGCACGCUUGGCUAGGCGAUGUGCUCCACGAGUAGUCGAGCGGAGCACUUGCCCGCGGGUUGCCUGCCAUC